Ictalurus punctatus (channel catfish) is the source of this 3273-nucleotide messenger RNA. Its product is annotated as tripartite motif-containing protein 16-like. The transcript is spliced from 6 exons. Lineage: Eukaryota; Metazoa; Chordata; Actinopteri; Siluriformes; Ictaluridae. Gene Ontology annotation, molecular function: protein binding; zinc ion binding. The coding region runs from base 635 to 2317 and encodes 560 amino acids. The record is from RefSeq and is a predicted model, not a curated record.
CUUUACAGCAAUACAUCAACUGCAUGAUAUUAUUAAACGAUUACGUUUUUCCUCAAAUGUUUUUCCAGUGAAGGUUUUAUUUUAUUCUGUUUUUUAUUAUUAUUCACGAACCAGGUUUAAUAAUGUCCUUAACAAGAGACGACUGUAGCUACCGGUUUAGCGUUACACAGACUGCAUGUCUAUAUCAUGACACGUUCAGCUCAAAAACAUUGUUUGUGUCAGUAAUACAGUUUCACAAAAUGCAGAGUAAAUUCUAUUACAGACAUUAAAUACCCAAACCAAAUCUCUCUCUAUCUGUCUUUACUGUCAUUACUGUUAAAAUAAAGUGUGUGGGGUAGAGUAGGAGUUCUGUGACACGCAGAAAUCAGUCUGAGAGUGUUUAGUCUUUAAUAUAAUGAUGGACUGAAUCUGAAGGAAGAAAUGGUUAACAGAGGAGUGUUUAUAAUCUCUCCGUCUUUGUGCUCCUCCUCCAAAACCACCUCCUCAUACACACAGAACCAGGAAGUUCAUUUCAAAGGAAACGAAACUCAGAGUUCAGUGCAGUCUCACACUCUCUCUCUCUCUCUCUCUCUCUCUCUCUCUCUCUCUCUCUCUCUCUCUCUCUCUCUCUCUGUCAGUGUGUGAGUUCAGGAAAAUGGCCGAGGCCAGUAUUUCAGUAGAUCAGCUUUCAGUGGAUCAGUUCAGCUGUCCAGUGUGUCUGGAUCUACUGAAGGAUCCGGUGACGAUCCCCUGUGGUCACAGUUUCUGUAAGGUGUGUAUUAAUGACUGCUGGGAUCAGGAAGAGAAGAGCGGAGUGUAUCGCUGUCCUCAGUGCAGAGAUACUUUCACUCUGAGGCCUGUUCUACGCAGAAACAACAUGCUGGCUGAAGUGGUGGAGAAACUGAAGAAGACUGAAGUCCAAGCUGCUUCUCCUGCUCACUGUUACGCUGGACCUGGAGAUGUGGAGUGUGAUUUCUGCACCGGGAGAAAACACAAAGCCGUCAAGUCCUGUCUGAUGUGUCUGGCCUCCUUUUGUGAAACUCAUCUGAAACCUCACUAUGAAGUUCCUGGUUUGAAAAAGCACAAGUUGGUCGAAGCUUCUGGAAAUCUACAAGAGAAGAUCUGCUCUGAGCAUGAUAAAGUGCUGGAGAUCUACUGUCGUACUGACCAAAGCUUCAUCUGUUAUCUGUGUAUGACGGAUGAACACAAAAGCCACGACACCGUCUCAGUUAAAGCGUACAGAACUGAAAAACAGAGAGAGUUAAAGGAGGAGCAGAUGAAAUCCCAGCAGAGAAUCCAGGAGAAGCAGAAGAAGGUGCAGGAGCUGAAACAGGCUGUGAACACUAUAAAGCUCAGUGCACAGACAGCAGUGGAGGACAGUGAGAUCAUCUUUACUGAGAUGAUCGGCUCCAUGGAGAAAAGGCGCUCGGAGGUGACGGAGCUGAUCAGAGCUCAGGAGAAGGCUGAACUGAGUCGAGCUGAACGACUCCUGGAGCAACUGGAGCAGGAGAUCGCUGAUCUUCAGAGGAGAGUCACUGAGCUGGAGCAGCUUUCACACACACACGAUCACCUCCACUUCCUCCAGGAAAUAAAGUCUGAUCUCCAUCAGGACUCACGCAGCAUCACUGUCAGUAAACAUCUCUCAUUUGAUGGAGUGAGGGAAUCUCUCUCUGCUCUGAAAAAGAGACUCGAGGAAUUCUGCCAGGAGGAAUUCAUCAGAAUCCCUGAACACGCUGCAGCAGUUCACAUCAUUUUACCCCCAGAACCAAAGAGCAGACAAGACUUUCUGCAGUAUUUCUGUGAUCUGACUCUGGAUCCCAACACAGUAAAUUAUUACCUCAUUCUGUCUGAGAGGAACAGAGCGGUGACACGCAGUGAGAGAAAGCAGCAGUACUCUGAUCAUCCAGAGAGAUUUGACACCUACAGGCAGGUGUUGAGUAAGGAGAGUGUGUGUGGACGCUGUUACUGGGAGGUGGAGAGGAGCGGUGAUGUGUUCAUAUCAGUCUCAUAUAAAGACAUCAGCAGGAAAGGAUGGGGUAAGGAGUGUUGGUUUGGACGCAACGAUCAGUCCUGGAGUCUGCGGUGUUCUUCUUCUUCUCUCAUCUUCUAUCACAACAACAUUAAGACUGAUCUCGGAGUUCCAUCGUCCUCCAGAAUAGGAGUGUAUGUGGAUCACAGUGCAGGAACUCUGUCCUUCUACAGCGUCUCUGACACGAUGAAGCUCCUCCACAGAGUCCACACCACAUUCACUCAGCCUCUAUACGCUGGAUUCAGGCUCCACUGUGAUUUUGUCUCUAAAUCAGGAAUAACUGUGAGGUUGUGUGAUCCGACAAAAUAAUGAUUUGAGGUGUUUUAUGGUCAGUAAUUUGUCAGUAAAUAAAACUCUGUGCACAUUUCCUCAUUGAUCCCCAUCUGUGAAAUAAAUGUUCAUAUUAAAUCAGUAAAAACACUAAAGAUUAAAACGCUGCAUUUCGACUCGGCCUAGGAUCAUCAGUUACACAUGUAAAGGAAAUGAAAGUGUAAGAUCUGAAUGUAUUCCCAAUGACGUAUAAAAGUUCUACUGAUUUCUGAAAUUAGUGAAGUGAAAUGCCUAAACUCUCUAUAAAUCAAAUCUCUUUAUCAAAUUGGAGAGAAUUUUUAAAGGAAAUUAAAUGAAAUAUUUUGAGCGACAGGAGCAGUGCAGUAGGUAUGUAGCUAGGGAAUCAAAAUGGCCACCUAGUUACACGUUGCAUUAUGGGUACCUGUAUAGGUUGCAGUGAUGUCUGUGAAAGUGAUGAUGAUGAUGAUGAUUUAUAUUAAAAUAUCUGUAUCCAGUUAUUUGCCUAAUCUAAACUAUGUGCACUCAGGGCUGUUUUUGGUCUGACACAGUGGGAGAGCUGAUGGUGGCGCGGAUGUUAGUUUAAAUUAGUUAGUAAUAUUGUCAUUUUUUGCAAAUAAUAAAGACAUUUGUAGACACUGACGUUAUGUACAUGAGUCCCUGACUGUAAAAAUUCUGAGAUCUUGAUUAUCUGCUGUAAUUAACGAACAUGGAGACCAAAAUAAAGCUUUCCAGGAUUUCUCAGAGUCAUCCCCAUAUUUUGCAUCAUUUGUUUAAUUUGGUUCUCUUUGUCUACUUUUUAAAAUGAUCAUGUUUUAGGUCAUAUUCUGCUUCAAUACUGUGUUAAAAUCCAUGCUGGUCUACUCAUUAAUCUUACAUAUGAAUCAUCAUGACUGUACUUAUACUGUAUAUAUUCAGUUGGAUGGAUUCUUGGAUAACAAAAUAAAAAAUAUAUUUAAAUAUGUGUUAAAUCCAUG